AUGCUAUUGGUUCUUUCAGUUUUAAUUGAAGUUGAACCAAUCACAACGGCCGUUACAAACAGCUUACGUGUCACAUGUCAACCAGGAAAUCACAAAACAGUGGUGGACGAAAAAUUGAUGAAACAACUUGAACCUUUGAAAGGAAAGAGCUACCCAGUAGAUGAUGGACAUGAAUUCUCCUAUACUAUAGGAAUAUGCAAGGAGGUUGACACGGUUGGCCAUCCUAAUGCUGGGGUCACACAAUACAGCAAAGAAAAGAAAAACAUUACAGUUGUAGGACUUAUAAGUGAAGCACAAAUAAAGGGCGGAACAAACUGGCUGAUGUUAGAAUAUAAAGGAGGAAGCCCUUAUCCUCAUAGCUGCAAUAGAGAAAAAAGACAAGCUACCUUAAUGUUUGUAUGUGACCCUACCAAAACAGAUCCCAACCAGCCAGGUUUAAGGAUUGUAGAAGAAAACAAGGACAAAACAAAAGACUGCUACUAUUUAUUUGAAAUUGGUACAAACGCAGUGUGUACUAAAUCACCGUUUGUGACUUUUGGUUUAAGUGCAGGCUCCAUAUUUUGUAUUAUAUGUUUCACAUUACUUGGUGUUUAUUUAAUUGGAGGAUUCUUGUAUCAGAGAUUUGUAAUUGGAGCUAAGGGAUUUGAACAAAUUCCAAACUAUGAAUUCUGGCAGGACUUUGGAAACCUUCAAUCUGAUGGUUGUAAUCUAAUAUGUCGCAGUGGAAGCCGUCAAAGUGCACGCUCAUAUAAAGGAAUAGGGGAUGAUCAGCUUGGAACAGUGGAGGAUGAGUUAGAUGAUAGAGAUGAUCAUCUGCUGCCCAUGUGAUAGAACCAUGACCUUCAGGGGUCAUAACCUUGACCUUCGCAACAUGGUCAUGACCUCAGAGAUUCAUGACAUUCCAUUCAUCAUCAGUUGUGAUGUCAUUUAGAUUUAGAAACAUUCAUACAAGUUAAAUGUCCAAAUGUGAUCAAUCAUUAAAUCCCACAGAAUGUUUAUAUCAGUUCAGAAUCAGAAUCAUGUAAAAUGCAAAUGUGAAUCCCUUAUGCUUUUGUUUAUGUUAAAGACAUCUCUUAUUUCAAGAUUGACCAUUUCA
Owenia fusiformis is the source of this 1096-nucleotide messenger RNA. NCBI's taxonomy places the organism in Eukaryota, Metazoa, Annelida, Polychaeta, Sabellida, Oweniidae. The record is from the annotation of a GenBank genome assembly.